Messenger RNA from Brugia pahangi, 1332 nucleotides. Lineage: Eukaryota; Metazoa; Nematoda; Chromadorea; Rhabditida; Onchocercidae. The record is from the annotation of a GenBank genome assembly.
AUGGAAGAUCAAUUAGAAAGAGAGAAUUCACCAGAAGCAUUCGAUGCUGAGGACGGAGGUGGAAGCUCAAGUACUGAAACAAACAGUGCAACAUUGGAACGUUUACGAGAAAUUUUGAAGCAUCGCGAAUCGACUAUUGAAGAUUUGCGCCAAACAGUAGCAAUACUAAAACAUAAUAUUGAGGAACAACGUGAUGAAAUUAUACGCUUAAAAAGUUUAAACAGUAAUAUUCAUAAGCCGCAAAAUUCACCGAUCUCAUUACCGUUUGAACUUAUCAAGAUGAUCUUUUAUCUAUGUGAUGCCCUUACACGAUGUCGCAUUUGUUGCAUUAAUAAAAGAUUGGCUGAAGAAUUGAGCAGCUGGGUCGACGUUCAGCACCUUUACUUAACAAGAGUACCAAUUGAACAUGAAGCAAAUAAAACCGUUGUGAUACAUGCCUAUCAAGCUGUCACCAAUUCUCCUGCAGUAGGCGUAAUUCGUACCACUAAAGCUAUUCCGAUGCUCUAUAAUUUCCGUCUUGUUUAUACUCUGAGCGAUUUCCUCACAUUGCCAAAUCUUCGUACGCUCCAUAUCCGAGAAGCACUAACAUUAGCUGAUGUUCCACCAGUGGAUAAAAUCUGCGCUCCAAUUGAAGAUCUUCGAAUUUGCACACAUCGAAUGCGUAUCCGACAAUUGCUGACCAUAUGUCGAGCCUUAGCAACUACUUUGCGACGUUUAGAAUUGUUACUUACUGUUAUCGUGCCGGAAGGAGCUGCUACAUCUGAAAAUCGUAGUGCUGCUGUUAUAGAAGUAGCAGAAACAAUGAUUACUAUGGAACAUUUGAGUCAUUUGACGCUUGCACGAGCUUUUCUUAAGCCUUCGACAAGCGAACAAAUAUUUGAGCUCUUAAAAAUGUUUCAUUCACUGUCAACAAUAACAUUCGAAGCACUAAUUUUAAAUGAUUUCAUACAACUUGCAAAUGUUCAUCUACCGCCAUCAGUAAAACGAAUUGUCGUAAUAGAAUCAAUCAAAAUCGAUCUCUCAUGGUAUCCACUUAAUUCAGUUUCUAUGGAAUUCUUUGACGUUUUCAACGAUGAAAGAAUGCCAAUACUACAAGAUGUGUGCCGUAAAGUACGACGUGAGAUCACGUUCCAGCUUGGCCGUCUUCGUGGAUUUGGUUCAGCAACUGUAAAUUUCCAGUUGAGUCUUGUACGUAUUUUGGCGAAUAAGGUGUUACCAUUGCGGUUUGGAAGCCGAAGAAACGAUUGCCGUGUAUUUCUUUGGAAAGAACGUAUCCUCACACGUAGAGAAUAUUUAAAGAUGAAUGAUAUAAAUAUUGAUGGGAUUAUGUGA